ACUGAAGGCUGACCUUGAAAUAAAUGGCGGUCGAACUAGUUCCAGAUGCUCCGUGGUAUUUUGGUGAAAUAAGCAGAGAAAAAGCUAAUGAGAUUCUUAUUGAUCAGCCUGUUGGAACAUUCUUGAUACGUGACAGCACUACAAAGUCAGGUUACGUGCUUGCGAUAAAAGAGGCCAACGAAGUCAAGCGUUACUUACUUACAUGGGCACCUCAACUGAAAAAGUUCAAGUUUGGCGACACUCUCUAUUCUUCUCUCGAUGAGUUGGUUAGACUUCAUACUUCACACUCUUCGAGUACUCGUAUGAGACAGCCAGCCCAGAAGGCUACUUAUGCUGCUUUAUAUUCGUUUCAAGCACAGGAAGAGGGAGAUUUGUCUUUUCAGAGGGGAGAUUUGUUAACAUUCAUAAGACAAAAGCGGGAGUGGAUUCUAUGUAAAUCAGGCGAUAACCGUAUCGGUUGGGUUCCUUCAAAUUAUUUAACUCCGUUUACACCUGAAAUUGUUGCAAGAUUAAAGGGUCUUGGUGACCAACUUGGAUUAACCUAUUGUCAUAUGCUGAAAUCUGUUCAGUUACCGGCUACUGGAAAGGUUGUAAGGGCUAGAAAUCCCAGUAUCUUCGCGACAAAUCACUUGAAAGUGGAGUGCGAUGAUGAAGUUCAAAUCAGGAAACUACUUCCUGAUGGAUUCUGUGAAGUCUGGCGAGAACGUGAUCAAGUUGGCGGCUUGGUACCAAUUAAUUUCCUUAAGAUUGAAUGUAAUUAAUAAAUAGUAAUCAUAUUUAGACUAUGAUUCAUUGAUGAGGUUGUGAUUUGAUUUCAUAAUGUCCAAUUAUACUUUUCUGAAACUUCUCUAUUUUUCAGUCGUACUUAAUCCUGUGCAUAUAUGUUUGUUUGCUUUUGUAACAAUAGACUGUUUGAAAUGGUAGAUAAAUAUUUUUAUAUGAGUAUGUUUACAGAAAGGUUAGUGCAUGCAUACAAAACGUAUUCUUAUUGGCCCUAGUGUCAAGACAAGUUUUCAUUCUUAGUUGUCUUAGCUUGACUCGAAAUAACAUUUCAAGUACUAAGUUAUUCAAGUCCCUGAACAUGUAUUAUGAUACUACAAUGAUUUACGGAGUUGUUUUGGAUUUAAGUUGUAUUGAAUUUGACGAUAUCUUACUAAGGUUUGCGAGACCACACAAAUUAAUGAUUGAAGAUACAAAGGAAAUCUAACCUCUAUUUGGUUACUGUCUCCUAAAGUGUGCAAGAUCUAAUAAGUAUACCAUUGUUAGCGAAAUCGUUCAUCUAGGCAUAAGCGAAGUUAAUAAUCUGUGGUAAAAACCCAUAAGUAAAGUGCGUAUUAUCUUUCUCAAAAUAGUGUACAACUAUGUAAAAUCUCUAAGACAUGUAUAUUGCUUUGAGUUUCAGUAUUAUAAAGUGGUCGAGGAGAGGAGAAAUAUAUGUAGACGGAGGAAAAAACAAACAAGUGAAGUACGAAUAGACGAUUAACAACCGACUAAAGAGUUAUAAGACAGGAUAAUAAAGAUAUUAUGUCUGGCAUUUCACGAGUUGGCAAACUAUUACUACCACGUACUGCUUUAUUGUUAUGUGACAUACAGGAAAAAUUUCGUCCAACUAUUAGUCAUUUUGAUGCAAUUGUCGAAACGUCUAGUCGGAUGUUAACAGCUGCUCGAAUGCUAGGAAUGUGCAUUGUAGUCACUGAAAUGUACCC
This is a messenger RNA of Schistosoma bovis, 1706 nucleotides long. The record is from the annotation of a GenBank genome assembly. NCBI's taxonomy places the organism in Eukaryota, Metazoa, Platyhelminthes, Trematoda, Strigeidida, Schistosomatidae.